UUAGUCAAACCAACUCCCUUUUCUUCAGCUCUCCAGCGCUCCCAUCAGGCUAAUCACCGAAAACGCAGCCAGCAGCAAACAUCAUCACCCUCCUCCUCUCACCCUCAUCCUGGGCCUUCUUCCAUCCUCCUCUCAGACACCACCAUGGCGCCUUGGGGAGGCCUGGGUCUCUCCGAAUCCUCCUUUACCUCAAUACCCCCACCUCCCCCCCCUCCUGCUCCUCAGCCCACACCGUCCACCCCUUGUCGUGGGAGACAUAACAAAGACGAAGAAGUUUCAAGUUUUAACUUUGAGGUUCCAUCUUCUUCCCCUGUUGCAGUCCCUCAGGACAGUGUAGGAAGAGGGGGUUCAAGGUUACGAGAGAGGCGAAGGGUGUUACCUCAGCGUCGGGUGCCUCGUCCUCCCCGUCUCCCACCACUGCGUCCUGUCACCAACCUGAGCUUCUCUCGGAGCUUCACCUUCUCUUUCUUUGAGCUGCCGCUACACCAGUCGCCUUGCUGCCGUGUCGAACGCAUCAGAAACCUCAUGCUGCUUCUGAGACAGAUACACUACUGAAGAGUCAGUGCUGCGUGGACAGUUAAUUCUUGUAUUUUCCUAUUCCAUAGAAUCUGUUUUGUUGAAUCUUUUGUUUCUAUAUUUAUUGUAAACAAAUUAAACUACUUGGGGAUCUCAUUAGAUCAGUGUGUAAAUGUUUUUUAAAUACUACAUUUUGGGUUUGAACUUUUGAACAUAUUGAACAUUAUUUGCCUAGUUCUUUUAUUUCACUUCGCCCAUGUUUAUCUCUGUUUCUGCAAGUAGAGGGGGUAGAAGGUUACGGGAGAGAUGACCCGUAACCUUCUACCCCCUUGGAAGUCAAAACUGUUUGACAUUUGUACUUGAAUCUUUUGUGUAUAAUAUUUCUGUAGAGGACAUUCUUUACUUUUAAUGACCUAAACUGGACUUUCCUUUUUAUUUAUUCAGCUGUGUAUAAUCCUGGAGUUGGACUUUCAUUUAUUUUUAAAUUUGAUGAAGAUUUAUUAUUGUGGAUAUUGAGAUUAAAAGGGCAAUAAAAAAAACCUGUGGAAAUAAAAGGGUUUUUUUCCAUUCUCUCUCACUUCUUUGUAACUACAUGUGCCACGCAAUCUUUG
This is a messenger RNA of Micropterus salmoides (largemouth bass), 1127 nucleotides long. RefSeq lists its product as uncharacterized. Bases 145 to 555 code for a protein of 136 amino acids. The transcript is spliced from 2 exons. NCBI's taxonomy places the organism in Eukaryota, Metazoa, Chordata, Actinopteri, Centrarchiformes, Centrarchidae. The record is from RefSeq and is a predicted model, not a curated record.